This is a messenger RNA of Seriola aureovittata, 525 nucleotides long. RefSeq names its product fatty acid binding protein 10a, liver basic (gene fabp10a). Lineage: Eukaryota; Metazoa; Chordata; Actinopteri; Carangiformes; Carangidae. The transcript has 4 exons. Gene Ontology annotation, biological process: fatty acid transport. Gene Ontology annotation, molecular function: fatty acid binding. Gene Ontology annotation, cellular component: nucleus; cytosol. The record is from RefSeq and is a predicted model, not a curated record. The coding region runs from base 96 to 476 and encodes 126 amino acids.
GCACAUCCACAUUCUCCACAUUGUGUUGAGCUUCGCACAGCUGUCUCAGCCUCCAGCCCGCUUUGGUGAAGGUGAUCCCAGACCUUCUAGAAAACAUGGACUUCAAUGGAACAUGGCAGGUUUACGCUCAGGAGAACUACGAGGAGUUCCUCAGGGCAAUGGAACUCCCAGAAGAUAUCAUCAAGCUGGCCAAGGACAUCAAGCCAGUUACUGAGAUCAAGCAGAGUGGCAAUGACUAUGUUGUCACCUCCAAGACCCCUGGAAAGUCUGUGACCAAUUCCUUUACCAUUGGCAAGGAGGCUGAAAUCACCACCAUGGACGGCAAGAAGCUCAAGUGCAUCGUCAAUCUGGAGGGUGGCAAAUUGGUCUGCAAGACCGGCAAGUUCUGCCAUGUCCAAGAGCUCAAGGGAGGAGAGAUGGUUGAGACAUUGACCAUGGGCUCAACAACUCUCAUCAGGAAAAGCAAAAAGAUGUGAACUUGGCAGUGAAGUAACCAAUGUCUAAUAAAAGUGUUGCUUGAUAAGA